CGGAGGCUCGACGGUGGCACCGUAAUCUUCGUGCGUGAGGAUGGGGUCCAGUUACCACCUCUAUCGUUUCCUUCGUUCAAUCAGGUCAUAACCUUUCUACAGUGUCUGGAGCACAAUCUUGCUCCACGAGCCUCACUUGAUCCAUCCUUGGAUGAAAUGGACCUUGAAAAUGACAAAGCCAGCGUCUCUACGAAGUCUACGGAUUCCGGUAAUUCUGCGCAUUCAAAUGGGUCCAUGACAGAGAAUUGGCCUAAAAAGGAAAGCACCUCACAAUCGCCCGGAGGCUAUUUCUGUAUGCGAAUUCAACAUAAGAACCCCCCAAGCGGCUCGAAAGAUAAGGAUUCGAGGUUCUUUGGCGGUUCGGUUAGUCGGUCAAUCGUAACUCGAUCCGGUUCCUUCUCAUUCGGUCUGAACAAGAUGAACUCCUUGGAGGAUAUCUCUGGUCCAGAACCUCCCAGUCCAGAGCCCAAGUCCACCCCGGACACUCCUGUGGACGCUCUUGGCGCCUUUGAGCAUACCUGUAACGCUAUGCGCCACCAAAUUCUCACUCGUGUGUUUUACGGAUGGCUUGCCUAUACCCGUUCCAUGCUACUGAUACGCAAACGUCUCUCGGACAUUGUGUACCCGAGGUUCCUCCUGCCUAAAGCACCGCCAGUGCAUGCACCGCCGUUGGAGGCGGAUUUCUGGCACCAGGUUCGAAGCAACGGAAGCAGAGUAAGUUAUCUGGCCGUUUUCACUUAUUUGCUAUUAUAA
This is a messenger RNA of Dibothriocephalus latus, 753 nucleotides long. Lineage: Eukaryota; Metazoa; Platyhelminthes; Cestoda; Diphyllobothriidea; Diphyllobothriidae. The record is from the annotation of a GenBank genome assembly.